This is a messenger RNA of Alternaria atra, 1689 nucleotides long. RefSeq lists its product as uncharacterized. Gene Ontology annotation, cellular component: cytosol. Gene Ontology annotation, biological process: gluconeogenesis. The record is from RefSeq and is a predicted model, not a curated record. Lineage: Eukaryota; Fungi; Ascomycota; Dothideomycetes; Pleosporales; Pleosporaceae. The coding region runs from base 1 to 1689 and encodes 562 amino acids. The transcript has 5 exons. Gene Ontology annotation, molecular function: ATP binding; phosphoenolpyruvate carboxykinase (ATP) activity.
AUGGUUUCUCAAAGCGUCAACAAGACCAAUCUCCACCCUUCCGGCGUUGCGCCGAACAAGGAGCACACGGAGAUUGAAGAAUCUCUCCACGACAAAGCACACAUCGACUAUGACCGUGUCGCUAUUAUCGCCAACCCUUCAGUUGCUGCCCUUUACGAAGAUGCGCUCGUAUACGAGACUGGCUCAGCUAUCACAGCUUCAGGCGCUCUCUCAGCAUACUCAGGAGCAAAGACUGGUCGCUCACCCUCGGAUAAGCGUAUCGUCGAGGAGGACUCGUCAAAAGAUGAUGUGUGGUGGGGCCCAGUUAACAAGCCGAUGAAGACCGACGUCUGGCGUAUCAACCGUGAGCGUGCUAUCGACUACCUCAACACCAGGAACCGCAUCUACGUCGUCGAUGGCUUCGCCGGCUGGGACGAGCGCUACAGGAUACGCGUACGAGUUGUCUGCGCCCGUGCCUACCAUGCCCUCUUCAUGCGCAACAUGUUGAUCCGCCCUUCAAGGGAAGAGCUGGAGCACUUCGAGCCUGACUACACCAUCUACAAUGCCGGUGCUUUCCCCGCCAACAGGUACACCAGCGGCAUGACCUCGUCAACGUCUGUUGCCCUCAACUUUGCCGACAAGGAGAUGGUCAUCCUCGGUACCGAGUAUGCUGGUGAGAUGAAGAAGGGAAUCUUCACUGUCCUCUACUACGAGAUGCCCGUCAAGCACAACGUCCUCACUCUGCACUCGUCAGCGAACGAGGGUAUUGAGAACAAGGAUGUCACUGUUUUCUUCGGUCUUUCCGGAACCGGCAAGACUACCUUGUCUGCCGACCCCAAGCGCGCCCUGAUCGGCGACGACGAGCACUGCUGGAGCGACACUGGUAUCUUCAACAUUGAGGGUGGCUGCUACGCCAAGUGCAUUGGUCUCUCUGCCGAGAAGGAGCCAGACAUUCACGGCGCCAUCCGCUUCGGAUCCAUCCUCGAGAACGUCGUCUUUGACCCAGUUACACGCGUUGUUGACUACGACGACGACACUCUGACUGAGAACACCCGAUGUGCCUACCCCAUCGAGUACAUUGAGAACACCAAGAUCCCCUGCAUCUCAGAUGGUCACCCUAAGAACAUCGUUCUUCUUACCUGCGAUGCCCGUGGUGUCCUUCCUCCCAUUUCCAAGCUCAACCCCGAGCAAACCAUGUACCACUUCAUCUCUGGUUACACCUCCAAGAUGGCCGGUACUGAGCAGGGUAUCACCGAGCCCCAGGCUACCUUCUCUUCUUGCUUCGCCCAACCUUUCCUCGCCCUUCACCCCAUGCGCUACGCCAAGAUGCUCGCGGAGAAGAUGCAACAACACAACGCCAACGCUUGGCUCCUCAACACCGGCUGGGUCGGUGCUGGUGCUACUACCGGUGGCAAGCGUUGCCCUCUCAAAUACACCCGUGCGAUCCUUGACGCCAUCCACUCGGGCGAGCUCGCAAACGUCGAGUAUGAGACAUACGAAACCUUCGGUCUCUCCGUUCCCAAGACCUGCCCCAACGUCCCCGAUGAGCUCCUCAACCCCGCCAAGUCCUGGAACGGCACUGCCGACUUCAAGGGCGAAGUGGAGAAGCUCGGCAAGCUCUUCAUGGAGAACUUCAAGAAGUACGAAGACCAAGCCACCAAGGAGGUCAUUGAGAGUGGUCCACACGUAUGCUGCUGCCCCAAGCACUAG